Athene cunicularia (burrowing owl) is the source of this 5797-nucleotide messenger RNA. It is a transcript of the gene SLC35A5, whose product is annotated as solute carrier family 35 member A5. The record is from RefSeq and is a predicted model, not a curated record. Bases 876 to 1886 code for a protein of 336 amino acids. Gene Ontology annotation, biological process: pyrimidine nucleotide-sugar transmembrane transport. Gene Ontology annotation, molecular function: pyrimidine nucleotide-sugar transmembrane transporter activity. Lineage: Eukaryota; Metazoa; Chordata; Aves; Strigiformes; Strigidae. Gene Ontology annotation, cellular component: Golgi membrane. The transcript has 5 exons.
GUUCUCCACCUGCAGAGUUCUUGGCAUAAACAUUCUACUAUAAAAAUAGUGACGUGUAUUUCUGUACUGGAAAUCUCUGUGUAAUCCCUGGUCUAACACUGAGUGAUAAAUUGGGUUGCAAGAUUGGCCCUUAAAACAUGAGGCAGUGAAUUAUUUUAGAUCUUAUUUUCAAAGACUAAAUUGUUAUGUAAGCACCAUCGAUGGUACAUGUCUUGACUGAAAUUUUUGUCUUCUAACAGGCUUAGGAGAAAAGUGGUGUCUUAGUGGGUGUGCUAUAAGUGGCUAGUAUUACUGCUUCUCCUUUUGCCAGGUAUUAGCCCAAUAUGCUAAUAAAGAAAAUAUACAGUCCUAGAAGAAGGUGGUGUUGUCCUGGAAGCCAUGUUUUAUGAGGGGGGGGGAAAGCAUAUUGCUGUUUGAAGAAAACAUUCCCUUUGUUUUUGUUUUUUUUUAAACAGUGAUGUUCUUGAGUUCUUCCAAAAGCUUCUACUCUAAACUGGGACCAAAUGAGGAAAGAUUUCAGCCCAGGAGGAAGGCUGUUCAGCAAGUUGUAUAUCAUAAAAAUUUGAAUAUUUAUAAAUGAAAGUGCUGACACAGCCUUUUGCAUUUAUGGAAAAUGGCUAAAAUUCUGACUGGUGGGGUUAAAAUAGUUUCUUGCUCAAAUGAUGAAUGCAGGAGACAAAAUCUGAUCGUGUGCUCUCUGUGAUUUGCUGAAUCCCACAGAUAACAAAUAUGAUUACCUGCCUACAACAGUGAACAUAUGUUCUGAAGUAGUAAAACUAGUCCUGUGUGUGGUCUUGGCAGUAUGGGUUAAGAAAAAAGAGGGUUGUUUGGAUCAUCCCUUUGGAUGUCUUUCCUGGAGGAAUUUUUGUAAUUCCAUGAAAUGGUCAAUUCCUGCCUUUCUUUACUUUCUGGAUAACUUGAUUGUCUUCUAUGUACUGUCCUACCUACAGCCAGCAAUGGCUGUACUCUUCUCAAAUUUUGUCAUUAUAACAACAGCUCUUCUCUUCAGGAUAGUGCUAAAGCGAAAACUCUCUUGGGUUCAAUGGGCAUCUCUGGUGAUUUUAUUCCUGUCCAUUGUUGCCCUAACUCUGGGAACUGGAGGCCAUCAGCAAAGCUUGGCUGUACACGGAUUCCAUCACAAUAUGUUUUUUAGUCCAUCUAACCACUGCCUUCUCUAUGUUGGACCUGAGGAAGCAUGCCUGGAAAAGGGCAACUGCGUGGCACCAAGUUUCCUUCCCAACUUCCAGUGGAAUGUCACCAGUAGCAUGGCAGGAGCAUUGAAACCUCUCCGCCUCAGCCUGGGCCAUCUGCUUAUUCUAGUGCAGUGUUUCAUUUCUGCCCUGGCUAACAUCUACAACGAGAAGAUCUUGAAAGAUGGAGAUCAGCUCGGUGAAAGCAUCUUCAUGCAGAACAGCAAGCUCUAUGCCUUUGGGGUGCUGUUCAAUGGGCUUAUGCUGGGGCUGCAGGCUAAGGACCGGAGACAGAUAGGGAAUUGUGGCUUCUUUUAUGGGCACAACAUCUUCUCAGUGGCUCUCAUCUUUGUCACAGCUUUCCUGGGGCUGUCUGUAGCCUUCAUCUUGAAGUUCCGAGAUAAUAUGUUCCAUGUUAUGACUGCUCAGAUCACCACUGUCAUCAUCACCACCGUCUCGUUCAUCAUCUUUGACUUCAGGCCUUCUCUAGAGUUCUUUUUGGAAGCUCCUGUAGUGCUUCUCUCCAUAUUCAUCUAUAAUGCCAGUAAACCAAGAGGCCUGGAAUAUGCCACUCUGCGGGAAAGGGGCAAACUCGUCAAAGGAGAUGCAUGGGAGAGGUCAAGUGGGGAUGGAGAAGAAUUUGAGAGAUUGAACAAACCAAGCAGUGACAUUGAUACAGAUGAAGAUUCCCUCUGAGGUUGGCUCAGAGGAGUGCUAUUACUCAUAGUGAGAGAAUGUUAAUAUUUUAUUAACAUAGAGAAGGAUCAUUUUUCCCCACUUGCAGAGCAAUUGAGACUGUUUUAGGGCUGGAUGUCAGAGGUGGAUGAGGAAAACGUUCAAGCCAUAUAUAUGGAGAGUUGUAUUCCCUCUUCCUGUUCAUGUAAAUCUGCUGAAUGAACCAAAAUUUGUAACAAGAAGAGGCUUGGACCCUGGACUCAGUGAUCUGCGUGACAUGUGGUACGUUGUGGAAGGCAGUCCUGGACUCUUAACCAUAUGUCUUUGAUGGCUUUGAUUGACUGUCCUGAGUCACUGCAACUUCCUGUAUGAAUUCCUUGGUUAGCAAAGCAGAGACAAAACUGUUCUCCACCUUGCAGACGUGAUGUGAGCAUUGAUGAAUGUUUUUGCUGCAUCUUCAAUGUACAAGUGCUCCAGUAAGUUUUCUUUUCAGGACAUAAGAUGUUAUUAAUAACCUCGUAAACAAUGAGGCAUAUUGUUGGUUUUAUUGUAUUUUGGCAAUUCAGAUUGACAUAUCCCUAGCUUGGUAAGAGUCCCUCUGAAUCAAUCUCAUCAGACCUUCACUUGAGAAUGUAUAAUAAAUAACUUGGGUUAAGGGUAUGUUGAUCUGUAAACAGGCAGAUCUCCAGAGUGUGAUUUGUUUGAAUGGUCUUAAUUUUAUCUUCAUUCCUGUUUUUACUCAAUGUAACUCUGUACUGACUCCUGUGGAGUCCUUUCUUUGUGAUUUUCUCUGAUGUGACUGAGAGCAGAAUAGAUUUCACUGAUUUCAGUCACUGGUUCUCCUCACAUUUUCAGUGUGAGAUUGUUGUGUGCCUGUCUCCCAGUGUCUGGGGAAAUGGAAAUCUGGAAUGCCUUUGUAGCAGAGAGCAAAUUUUACAUGCAACUUAUGUGGCCUAAUUUUGAAAGAGCUUGAAUAAAACGAAAGUGUGUUAUACAGUAUGAAUGCAUCACAGGGUCUUUUUUGUGUUUAGAGUGGCUGUGUGUGGAGGCUUAGUUUGUGCCGAGGCCACUGUCUGAAAAUAAAUAUGCAGCUACAGUGAUACCCUCCACAGCGGGAGCGCUGAGCAAGAGGGUGCAGGUGGUGGUAUCAUUUGGUGUCGCUCCACCCCGUCAGACUGAUGAGGUCUUGCAUUCAUUUUGCAGCAAGAGGAAUCAUUCUGCAGAGUGCCAGGCAUAGUGAUCUUCGAAUCACUGUUGAGGCGUCUGCUGGGUGGUUGUAUUUUGAGUGAGAUGAAAAAUAGGUUCCAAAUAAUUCAGAGAAUUUUAAAAGAGGGGUGGGAAUAGGGAGGGAUGCAGAUAAGAGAUUCUUGGUAUGUUCCUAAAGCCUCUUCUCUCAGAACAGUGGAAAAGAUACUGGUUUAUAAUUUCCUCCCUUCAAAAAUGCAUCUUUCAUAGUUGAAAGAUACCGUCAAAAGAAUUCUUCAGGAGAUAAGUGAUGAGGUCAGUGUCAAAGCCUCAUACCACAGUGUAUAGUCAUCAGUUAGCGAUGCAUUUCUCUGUGGACUGAAAACAGUCCUGCCUUUGUUCCCCUCUGCCAUCCUCUUUCCAGGCUCUGUGUAUAACAGCUUACUUAUGCAUACUGUAUUGGUGGCUCAUUGCUAUAUUAAUUAAUAUACCUCCUGUCACUGAUACAUCAAGAAGGGGGCAGCCUGUUUUCAUGUGGCCAAUGACUGUCAAAUUAUAAAUGAUGAAUCUAAAAUUAUUAUUCUGACUUCUUACCUUUUUUUCUGGGAGUAUUAACUUUUUCUAGCCUACAUGAACUGUACAACUGUUGUGGUUGAAAAAUUUACAGCUAAUCUCAUUGUGCUUGUAUAGUAGGUCAUUUUGACAAAAGGAAUCCUAAUUGUUUGCAUCUGUACAGAAUGAAUAAGAAGGCAUAUUUCAAUGUAAAUUCCAGAAACAUGGUUUUCAUUGGUUUAUGAUGUCCUGUUUUGGGAAAUGAAACAUCAACUCCAAAAAAAAAAAAAGCUCAGUUGAAGACUAAUUGCAAUAAGACAUUUUCUUUUUUUUUUUCCUUUACAUAUAGCUUUGCAAUAUAUACCUGCCUGAGUUCAUUGUCAUCUUCAUAGCUACCAACUUUUGCAGGUAUUUCCAAGAGUCAGAAUACUGUUAGCUUUAGGUUACUUUGCAUUUACAUGAGCAGUAGCUUUUUACAUUAACUUUUCCAGAGACCUUUGCCUUGUGUUGUCAGAACAUAGAAAUCAGCCUCAUACCUCUAAUGACAGAGCAUCAAACCAAAGAUGAAUGUUUUAAAAACCAUAUGUUUGACCUUCCUGCAUGAAAUAUCUGCAUUAAGAGAUAAAUGAAUGAUCAGCAUAUUUUAUAAAGUGCACUUAGUUCUUGCUUUCAACUUUUGUCCUGCUUAAUGAUUUUCCCCUCUAUAAAUUUCACCAAUGCUAUCAUGCUUAUUUGCUAAAGUCUUAGACUGCACAAAGUUAUCACGUAUAUAACUUGAUCCAAGUGUUUGCUUGCACCGUAGAGUUGGUCCUAUCUAACAUGUAGAAAUCUUUCUGUUGUCUUCAGGUUGGAGGUCUUGGAGAGUUUCUGUUGGAUUGGCCAGGCAGGUUUCUCUAUAUAUUGCCUUUACAGCAACAGGAAUGUUAACUAAAAAUGGGUCUGAAAAUGGGUAGGGAUUUGCAUCAACCUAGCAAUAAAGGAAGUGUGUAAAGUAACCUGAAAGUAUAACCAUGUCGUUCUGUGCAGGUGUUCUAUCCACGGCAAUAUUUGAAUUUAGUGUAUGCAGGAGAUUUGUCAGAGCAAGUGGCUGUAAAUGAUUGUCAGCUGGAAAGCAGCCCUGGUUAGCAAGGGGGAGCUAUUCUAUAGUUUCAAAUAGAUCAUGUGAAUCUGAUUUAAUUAAGUAUUUCCACUGUAUGAUUGCUGACCUACUCCAUGUUGGAAAGCUUACUGUUUUUCUCCUCAAAUGACAGUAAGGAAAUUUAUGUGGAGAUUUUUGGAGAGCAGCAUUAGUUUGGCACAUAGUCUGUAAUGACAUUGGGCAGAGAGCUCUUUCUAAGCUGUGAUUUAGAGCCCAGAUUCACAAAUGUUUGAACUCAAUCACUGCUUAGAAUGUUAUGUUCCUUCCUCCAGGUUUGAGGAAAUAGUUCCAAAAACCUUCCAAGAAGAGACAUUUCAUAUUUCUCUUGUCUAUAACAAGCCAAUUAAAACUAUAUUUAUUUUGUUUAAUUUCAGCUACUCUGUGAAUGUAACAACCCACCCUUGAAAGAGCCGGUGGAUGAAAACAGCCAUCUUGGGGCUGAAUCAAAUCCCAUAAAUAUGUGUAAGAAAAAAGUUUAUCAUGUGGCAUCUUCCCACUAAGGGCUGUAGAAAUAAGACCUUAAUCUCAGUAAGUCUGUCCUUGGAGUGAUGCUGCAGGGACAGAUCCAGUGCUUUGGGUUUGAUUUGUGUUUUGCAAAAUGAAGUCUUAAUUGAAGUGUGCUGAAUUGAAGCUCCUGAAUGCUUACAGCCUUCAAGAUAACUCGAUAUGUUGUUGAAAGGAUUUUUUGGCUUGGUGUUCCUUCACGCUUUGCUUUUAGUUUUCCAUAAGGAGAGAUAGGUUGCAAAAUGAGGAUUUUAAAUCAUUGCUAAAAGUAUCUGGUCGUUUUGAGCCAGUUUAUAAUGAAGGCAGGAAUCAGCACCAGAUUGUAGAAUAAUUCUGAGACUUCCUCAGAUUCUAUGAAUAUUUGAAUGUGUGGUUUUGCUUGAGAGCCCAUCCCAACCUCCCUUAUAAGUUCACAACUUGUUUGGAGUUGUCUUUUUAAUGCAACUCCCACUGAAUGCCUAGGCUGGGUUUGAAACUUGCACAAUUUAGCUUUGAAUUCUGGAGAGGGGGAAAAAAAAAAAAGCAAUUUGGAUCAAGUGUUGCACUCUCUUUU